GAUGCAUAAUUAUUUUCGCAAUUUACUUCAAAAUCGUGUAUUUUCUGUGGCACUUGGAUCAGUUCGAAAUAAAUAUAAAUAUGUUGGAAUGAUUGAAGAAUCCGAUGGAACGCUUAAAGGUGACAUUAAAGCAGGGAUGGAGCGAGUUAUGCUUAAGGAAUUGAUUCAAGGUUUUGCCCACGUUUUUGGACACAUGUUUAUGGAGCCGGCAACAAUCAACUACCCUUUUGAGAAGGGUCCGCUUAGCACCCGUUUCCGAGGAGAACAUGCACUUCGUCGCUAUCCUUCAGGCGAAGAACGUUGUAUUGCUUGUAAAUUGUGUGAGGCUAUAUGCCCUGCCCAGGCAAUAACAAUCGAGACUGAAACACGUCCAGACGGUAGUCGACGAACAACACGUUAUGAUAUUGAUAUGACAAAAUGUAUUUAUUGUGGAUUGUGUCAAGAAGCUUGCCCUGUUGAUGCUAUUGUUGAGGGUCCAAACUUUGAAUAUUCAACAGAAACACACGAAGAAUUACUUUACAAUAAAGAAAAGCUUUUAUCAAAUGGUGAUCGUUGGGAGCCAGAAUUGGCAGCAAAUUUGCAAGCAGAAUUUUUGUAUAGAUAAAUUUGGGAUGAAAAUAAUAUUUUGAAAAAUUAGAAAAAUUUUAUUUGUUUGUUUGAAAAAUAUUUUAGGUUUUUUUGAUAAAAUUUUUGUUUCUUUCUUAAUUUUUUAUAUUUUAAUUGGUUUUUUAAAUCCAAAAUUUUUUUUAAUAUUUUGAGGUUUUUAAAAUUUUAAACUUAUUUUUCUUUUUAGUUCUCUUUUUCAUAUGCUUUAUUUUUCUAUUUUUGGAAUGGCUUAUUUUGACGCUCGCAAUUUUUAAAGUGUUUUUAAUGGCUAUUAAUUUUGUUGAUGCCUAGCUUGUGGUUUAACUAUGUCUAGGUUCUAAUCUGCCAGCGUUUGUUUUUUUCUUAAUUUUUUUUUGAAAAAAUUUUUCAAAUUUUUGGAUCGGUUGUUUUUUUAAUUUGUGGAUUUUUAGAAUUUUUUUAAAAAUUUUAGAAAUUUUUAUUUUUUUUUGGAGAAAAUUUGAAGUUAUUUUUUGG
This is a messenger RNA of Meloidogyne enterolobii, 1080 nucleotides long. The record is from the annotation of a GenBank genome assembly. NCBI's taxonomy places the organism in Eukaryota, Metazoa, Nematoda, Chromadorea, Rhabditida, Meloidogynidae.